Molecule: messenger RNA, 3885 nt
Organism: Nilaparvata lugens (brown planthopper)
Lineage: Eukaryota; Metazoa; Arthropoda; Insecta; Hemiptera; Delphacidae
Exons: 16
Coding region: 181-2355 (724 amino acids)
Biological process (GO): negative regulation of DNA-templated transcription
Cellular component (GO): nucleus
Molecular function (GO): transcription corepressor activity
Source: RefSeq, a predicted model, not a curated record
UUACUCUGUUUCUGAGACAAAGAGAAGCUGCUACCGCAUUAAUCUUUCUUCUUUCAUGUUGUUUGUUGUCUACAGAUUUGAUUGUGAUGAUCACAUAUUAAUGGAUAUUAAUUUAUAAAAGCUGUGUAAAGUCCAAUUUAAUUUUUAUGGUGAUAGCAUUAUUGCUUCAAUUAAUUAAAAAUGUCGCGGGAGGAGUUUGUGUCACUAAUGCCAAAAGUAAUGGAUCUCAUAAGAAUCCCGAAGGGAGGAGACCGCGAAGGUAUGCAGACUCGAACAACGAGGGUUCCUCGUCGCUACUAUAAGCUUCAUGGCCGAGGGCAUAAUCAUGACACGUGUGAUUUGUGUAAUGGUGGAGGCGAGCUCAUAUGCUGUGACUCCUGUUCAGCGUCAUUUCAUCUAGUGUGCUGUUUCCCCCCUCUGGAGGACGAAAAAAUACCUGCUGGCGAGUGGACAUGCCAAAAAUGCACGGUUCAUAAGUUGAACAAAGGAAAAAAGAACACUAAGAAAGGCGCUUCAAAGAAGAACAAAAAGGAUGAGUUUCAGACUUUCAAAGUGGAACAGGCAUUGAUGAAAUACAUGCAAACGUUGCAGGCUACAAAUUCAACUGCUUUCAGCAUAGACAAACAUAAAACUGAUCUGAUCCCUAUGCCCGGAGAUGACAAGGCGCUCACGAAGGGUCGGAAGCGUAAGAAGCUGUUGAAUGAAAAGAGGAGAGGUCCAAAUGAUAGAGCCAAGUGCUUUUGGUGUGAUAAUCUAGAACUGUGCAAUAAAAUGAUGAAGUGCAAUUUUUGCAAUCUCUUCUUCCACCGCGACUGCUUUGAUGUGCCUUACACAUUUAUCUAUGGCAAGGAAACCCAGUGGAUAUGUCCAUUGCAUAUGGAAACCUACUUGGAUGAAAAGAUAAAUGUAGACGCGAGGGUUUCGCAAAGACUUGUGCUGAGAGAACGUUUUGGAGGUGCAAUCAAUGUUGAUGAAAUCGCAGAUAAAUUGUAUCGUAAAAUCGAGAAACCGGACUUUUUUGCACAAUUACGACUUAGAGGUUUAGAGGUGGACAAUUCAUCGAGUAUGCAACAGAUGAGACCGAUUGAAACGACGGUAUUAGAUGUAUACCGAAGUAGCUACAAGAAGCCUGGCAAAUCAAGCAUGACACUUCUUAUCGAUGCAGCGCAAAUCGUCGAGAAUAAAAGAAAAGUCUCCAAAGUGUUAAAAAACGCGGAUUUGGUUGAUGACGCGAGAAUCGUAGAGGCAGCGAAUAUGCUAUUGGAUCUAGCAGAAAUACAUCAAAGCGAAGAUCGAAGAUCUCAAGAGAAUGGAGACAAAGAAGAAGAAAUAAUCAAGAACAGGAUUGAAGAAGUCGACUUGUCUGAGCUGCACGAUGAGAAUAUCUUGGAUGUGGUGAAUGAUGACAACUAUACUGUAGUACUGGUAAAAACGGUUGAUGAUCAGUCUCCAGAUACAAAAAUGACUUCAGACGUGAUUAUUGUGAAAAUAGUGGGAGAUGACAUUGCAGCUGUUGAUCCUUCGAAUCCACCUCCUCGUCCUUCCAAAGGUGGAGUCCGACCAGAAGCAAAGUCGUCUCCAAGUGGGGACCCACGAGAUGAAAUACAUUCUAAAAAUGGGGACACAUUAAAAUCAACACCAGUUACAAGGCCGCCUAAACGUGAGCUCUCACCAAAUGCGAGAAUAUCUACAAGUGGAGUUCCACCUGCUAAAAAGCCUUCCACAAGUGGGUUGCCACCUUUCAAAGGGCAUCAAACAAUUAUGGUCCCACCAGCUGAAGGGCAUCCCAAAAGGGCUAAAAAACAUUCUACAAGUGGGGUCCUACCAGCUGAAGGACAUCCUAAAAGAGCUAAAAUACAUUCUGCAAGUGAGGUCCCAUCAGCUGAUGGGCAUUCUACAAGUGGGAUUUCGCCAUUUUUGUAUAGCAAGAGAAAGCGUGAAGAGCUCGAAGUAGACAUUCAAACAUUAUACUACAUCAGAUCCGCUCUCAAAGAUGUGGCAGCCAGGAUGCAGAUCAAUGAAGUCCAACAUCACAAGCUUACCGAAUUGCUGGACAGAGUCUUCAAGAGUUACAAUUAUUGUGAGCUGAGAAAGGAGAUGAAAGUUGCUUUUUCCAUGAAAAAAAUUCCGAGAGAUUGGACCGAUGAGAGGAUUGAAGACUUGAUCAGAUUCAAGAAUAAGAUGGUGGUGUUUUUCCAGUCAUGUCUGAACGCUUACAGAUUUUUUUGUACUGAAUUGUACUUCACGCAGAGGCUACAUAGUGUUCAACGGGUUUUGCAAAGCAUGUUGGAAACGAAGAUAGCAGUACAUGCUGCACUAAACACAACUCAACAAGCCGAAGCUGUUCCGAAGUAGUUAACGAGAAAGAAAACGCAAAUAGACCAAGGACAACCUCACGUGACCUCACUACCAACAUUUAUAUUUAGCGGAAUUGUAAGGAGAUUAGGUUAUAUGUUUUAUCAACAAACUGAACAGUCAAGAUGUUUAAGAUGUAACAAAGUACAGUAGAUAUAAAAUUAUCAAUUAAUCAAGAAUAUUCUCUAGUCCAAAAAUACAUUAAGUACACAAAUGAUGAAUAAUAUAAAAUACGAAUAAUUAUGUACUUAAAUUAAGUUUCCAUAUUAUAGGUUAUGGAAUGAGCCUACAUGGGCACUGUGGCCUGUGCGUAGACUCGAGUUGAAAUUUCAAGUAGGUAUAGUGAAUCUUUAUGAAGGGGGAGAAGGAAGAGAGCCAAAAUUAAUCAAUAAUUCAUGAGCGUAAUUUCAUUCAAAUGAAUUUCAUAGUUUUGUAUCGUAGAAAGACUCCAAAAAAAACAGUGAAAAUUGACAGUAAUCGGCUUGAGAUAACAGUAAAAGUUGCAACAUAAAUUCCUUAUACCAUGGGAUAUCUACUUACGCUAUUGUUUCUCUAUGGUAAUAGGCUAUAUCAAAUAAUAAAUAUAUUAUUUUUGCAAUUACUAUAACCUACUAUUAGCUAUUACUAUAUGAAAAAUUACUCAUAUCUACUGAUAAUAUUCAAGCAUAUUAUAAUAUAUGGUUUAAAGAAUUUAUCUUUUUUCUACCUGUAUGAACUAGUGACCCUCUGUGUCGAAUAACUCGUUCAAGAACUGUUGCAUUGUAAUCUGUGAAACCCGCAACUUUUAAUUAUAUAUGAACGGCACAAUUUUAGAGACUAUCAAUGUCACACAGUUGCAUAGGAAAGAACUAUGUGAACUAUCGGCUUGUGAUAACAGUAAAAGUUGCGACAUAAACGCCCUAUACCAUGGAAUAUGUACUUAUGCUAUCGUUCUCUAUGCUAUUACUAAAUAUGUUUUAUAGAAUGCGUAAAUUAUUGAACUAUGCAGAUUUUUCUAGAAUUUUCAUUCAUCAAUUUCUUUGAAUUUUUAUUCUGGAAUAUAUCACAUAGUGGCUGAUGAUUUCGCAACAAAUUUAUUACUGUCUUUAUAUUUCUUUACUAUCAAAUUCAUUACAAGUAAACAAAUGAUCUAGAAUUGUAAUUAUGUUGAUACUAUUGAAAGGAAAUGAAUAAAUUAUGGGGGUUUGUGUUUUCCUCGUGAUUUAUUUAUUAUUUGAGUUUAUGAAUUUUGUACUCAGAAAUAAAUGGCUGUCUAGCAAGUAGUCAAAUAGAAAAAAGCAUGAAAUAAUUUUUCUGAAUACCAAAUUUCCAAUAAGUUACAAUUUAUCCAGAAACGAUACUGUAAAGAAGAAUUUCAUUUGACUCGAAUUUUCAAUUAUGGACCAAUUAUAUGAAUAGAUCAAAUGGUAAUUUAAUUAUUAUUAGAUUCAGUGUUUCAUUUUGAAUUGAAAAAAAUGUAUACCGUAACAGUAAUUAUUGAUGGAGCCUCAUUUAAUCAUUGAUGAAAAUAAAUCUGGAGGGAACUCAUUA